AUGACGACCUCCUCAAACCGAGACCACUUUUUCCAGACCUCUGCCUCCUUGGAUGAGCAGGAGCGUAAAGAUGCCAAGUCUCAGAAUGACCAUGGCAACCCCAUCAAAGUACAGAGCAAGAUCCUAGCAGUUUUGCCAGACCUAUGGAAUCAAGGAUCGGUCUAUGUUGCGCAGAGUAGUGGUGUGGUGAGGAGGGUUGUGCUGGCGACGGGCGAGACAGCAGCCAUCUACAAGGGGCCUACAGCUCCGUUGACGAGCCUUUGUCUCAGCCCCGACGGUAAGCUGCUUUUUGCCGGCUGCUGGGAUAAGGUCAUCUGGAGCUGGGAUGUGGCCUCCCGGCAACCUCGUCAGAAGUACGAGGGACACAGUGACUUCGUUAAGUCUGUGAUCAGUGCCAGAAUUCAAGGCCAGGACUUGCUGAUCUCCGGAGGUGCUGAUGCCCACGUGCUCGUCUUCAAUAUUGCCAGCGGCGAGCGCACAGAGACAUUCAAAGGCCACCUCCGUGGCGUCUUGGACCUCUCCAUUGACCCUGAGGUGGAGGAGUCUCGGGUUACCGUGUUCAGCGCAGGAAGUGACAGAGAAAUCCGGCAGUUCAUACUGGUUGGUGGAGGUGACGAGCCAGAGCCCCUUCUUCCCCAUGAAACCAGUGUGAACAAGCUAUACUUUGACUCAGAUGGUGAUAUGUGGACUGCCUCAUCUGACAAGACGGCAAAAUGUCUGGUGCGAGCUGAUGGUUGGAAGGCCAAUCUCACCCUGGAGCACCCUGACUUUGUGCGAGACAUUGUUGUCUAUCAGGCUGGGGGCUGGGUGGUGACCGCCUGCCGCGACGAGGAGGUUCGGGUAUGGAAUCGAGCUACUGGUCAACUACAUCACACAUUUUCGGGACAUUUUGAGGAAGUCACUGGCCUGGCACUGGUUGGGUCAACCAUUGUCAGCGUGAGCAUUGAUGGUACGAUUCGCCAGUGGUCUCUUCGACCUGACGAGCUGCAGCAGGCCAUCGACUUGGCCCAGAAUGGUCCCAAGGAAGAGGAGCAGCCAAAUGCUGAGCCCAUGCUCACGGAAGAGGAGGAGCGGGAGUUGGCUGGGCUGAUGGGUGAUGAUUAG
Messenger RNA from Penicillium canariense, 1104 nucleotides. Its product is annotated as WD40 repeat domain-containing protein. Gene Ontology annotation, cellular component: nucleus; transcription repressor complex. Gene Ontology annotation, molecular function: protein binding. Lineage: Eukaryota; Fungi; Ascomycota; Eurotiomycetes; Eurotiales; Aspergillaceae. The coding region runs from base 1 to 1104 and encodes 367 amino acids. Gene Ontology annotation, biological process: negative regulation of transcription by RNA polymerase II. The record is from RefSeq and is a predicted model, not a curated record. The transcript has 4 exons.